UUGACAGCUAACAGCUGUCAAAAUAAAGAAUGAACAAAUUAGAGGUUAAUUUCAACACAAAAUUUAAUUUAUUACAAAAAGUAAUAAUCAUUAUUGAUGUUAGCGAUUUAUACUAAAGUUAGUGUAGUGUCUAGUCAAAUAUGUCCCAGAGCGAAUAUAAAUUUGUUUACUUACACGACGACAAACCAUUUGAAGUCGACAUUAAAAUUCCAUUUGAGGGAUCUGUUGGAGAAUUAGCCCAUGUUUUGAUCUUAAAAAACAACCUACCAAUAUAUGUCGAGAAAGAUCUUGCUGACAAGUUGUCUCAAUUUAUAAGUGACUGGAGUAUAAAGCACAACAAUGAACACACGGCUGCUCUUAUAGACGACGCAAGAAAUGACAAAACUAACAUUGACGAGAUAACUAAAGAAUGGGAGAAAUUAAUGCGGGAGGAAACGGCUGAAUAUGGAGAACGUAGAUGCGCCUCUGAUGAGGAACUUUUUGCUACAGCUUACCACAAAAUGGUGCAUUCACCGGCACUAGAAACAAUGUUACAACUGGAGCACAUGUACUCAAAAACCGUGCGUGCGAAAACUGAGGAAAAAAACAAAUGUAUUCAGAAUUUAUCUAUGAAACAAACUGAGGAAAUGAACCAUGCUGUAGACAGACUAGAACAAGACAUGACUGAGUCAAAAAUCAAUGAAUUAGUGGCGAAACACUACGAGGCUCAUUCUUUACUCAAAGUUAAGUUAACGAGCGAAUUGGAUACAAUCAAGGAGGCUCAGAGGAGGGAGUACAGGGAAUGGCUGAUGCUAAUGCUUGAACAAAACCAAGCGACGAGUUCAUUACCAACUCCUAAGUAUUGUACAAAAAUAAGUUUUUUGUUAUACAAAUCGUUCAAUUUCAGCUCGCCUUUAACACCGCAUUCUCCUCAUCCCACAAUAUAUUCGUCAGAUGGCGCUAGGAGCCUAGAUACUCCCAUUUUAGAAGAAAGUUUCACCAUUCAUUUAGGAUCUCAACUGAAACAGAUGCACAAUAUCCGAAUUUUGUCGGCAAAUGUCAUGGAGUUGUGCGCUGUAGAAGACAAUGACCAGUCAUCUGAACCAAAACCACAACUGCUGCAAACAGCUCUAGCUUUGUAUUCAAGCGACCUCUCAGGGCUUGUCCUAAUGACUGACAAUAAGAUUGGGUCAAGACUCACACAAGAUUUUCAAGAAAUUUGUCAGAGAACUACUGAAUUCCAUUUUCCUCAUAUUGACGACCAGUUGGACAAAAUCUCAAAUACAGCUCAGCUCUAUCUCAAGUCACAAAAGGAAAAUAGUAACAGAAACAUAAAUAGUGAAUUGUUACAAGCGGGUGAUUUUUACAUAACACGACAUUCAAAUUUAGCACAAGUCCAUGUUAUUUUUCAUAUGGUGUCUGAUGACAGUUUAAGAGGCAGUGAUAUUAACAGCAGACAUCCCGUAGUGUUAGGAUUGAGGAAUAUCCUAAAAACGGCCUGCUCCAAUGACAUCACUUCUUUAACCAUCCCUUUGUUGUUACAAUACGAAAUGACAGAGGAAAUGACCAUAUCAUGGUGUGAAAAAAGGGCAGAAUUGGUUUUUAAGUGCGUCAAAGGCUUUAUGAUCGAAAUGGCUUCGUGGGGAGGCUCCGAGUUGAAAAAUUUGCAAUUUAUGCUACCACAAGGCAUCUCAAGUAGAGUUUUCCAGUCGCUAACCGAAAUGUUACCAAGAAUAUUCAAAGUAUCAAAUCCUAAAAUAUUGAAAUAAACCUAACCAUGUGAUAUGUAGAAAAUUAAGAACUUUUAUAUUAUCAAUAUUAAUUGAAUAAAUAUUUCAAGUUAAUGAA
This is a messenger RNA of Tribolium madens (black flour beetle), 1827 nucleotides long. Its product is annotated as protein C12orf4 homolog. Lineage: Eukaryota; Metazoa; Arthropoda; Insecta; Coleoptera; Tenebrionidae. The record is from RefSeq and is a predicted model, not a curated record. The coding region runs from base 141 to 1748 and encodes 535 amino acids. Gene Ontology annotation, cellular component: cytoplasm. The transcript has 4 exons.